AUGGCUCCGCGAGAAAUAGUCUUUGCCCCAGAACCUGCUCCCCGAGCUGCUAGACUGUCAGACAAAGCAGUGGACGAGCACGAAGAGCUGAUUGGCGAUCUAUACUGGACCCAAAAUUGGACUCGCGACCAAGUAAUCAACUACCUACAAACAAAUCUGAGUUUCACCAUAUCAUCAGUUCUCAAAGCAACGAGACGUUGGGGUUUCAACAAGCAGCCCCGAGGAGGCCGCUCUAUCCAACGAUCGCCGAAUGAGACGGCCAGCCAAAGCACGCCUAGCGAAGCUGCCAGUAACGAGCCAUCCUGUACGACCACCGUGGAUGGCUCUACGGACCAAGGGCUCAUACUUACAAAUGAGUCAAGCAAACGUCCAAGAAGUGGCGCAAGCUCCAGCAGUCGCAGGAGUGAUAUCACAGCCCAUGGGACAUCUUCACCUCUUCCUCGCCGCCUACUGAAGCGACCGAAACCCAGAAGCGAGUCAGGCGACAACACUGCAGAAAGCCCAUCCUACGCGCAACUGAAUUUCGCUACUGACAGCGACUUCACGUUUACCCCAUCGGCCAUAGAAUCGAGUCCACGCUGCCCGUAUAUAUCUCGAUUCCUUGUCAAUACAAAGCGCCUUCGGCCAAACAGUGACGCGCCAGGAUGCUCGACAUGGCAAGGACUGCCAAAAAAACGAAGAACCUGUGAGAUCGUGAGGGUGAUGAUGGAGUCUGAGCUCAAGAUGAACAAUGAUCGUCUGAUUGGAGAGGAACCUAACCCUUGCCCGUCCAAUGAGGAUGAGAUGUGUCCCAUGCAAUCCUUCCUAUCCCAUCGCCACCUUGCGCAGAUCUAUGCGCAUACAAGCGGAGAUACCAGUCUAGUACAGAAACAUCUUGAUAAAGCCAGAGACUUUACAAAGGCUUUCGACCCACUUGGUACAGAAUCGAUAGACCUUUGGACAUUGCUCCGUCUUCAAGGAAAGAAAGAUGACGAUAUUCCAGAGAGCUUGUUGAAUUCACUCCAAUGGGAUAAAGAAUUGUUCGCAUCGGAUAUGGAGCGUUGUCUUGCCAACUGUUGGCGCACGCUGAGUGGUCUCCAGCCCUCCCCAGGCUAUAUAAAGAGAAACUCAAGGGGAUGA
This is a messenger RNA of Fusarium oxysporum Fo47, 1119 nucleotides long. RefSeq lists its product as uncharacterized. The transcript has 3 exons. The coding region runs from base 1 to 1119 and encodes 372 amino acids. The record is from RefSeq and is a predicted model, not a curated record. NCBI's taxonomy places the organism in Eukaryota, Fungi, Ascomycota, Sordariomycetes, Hypocreales, Nectriaceae.